This is a messenger RNA of Pestalotiopsis fici W106-1, 1575 nucleotides long. RefSeq lists its product as uncharacterized. The record is from RefSeq and is a predicted model, not a curated record. The coding region runs from base 1 to 1575 and encodes 524 amino acids. NCBI's taxonomy places the organism in Eukaryota, Fungi, Ascomycota, Sordariomycetes, Amphisphaeriales, Sporocadaceae. The transcript has 5 exons.
AUGACUACUCUACUAUUGACAGCUGCUCUCGCGGCCGUGGGAACGGCAAGUCCACACUCGCCGCGCGCUGCCCUCAAUACAACGACAUCCGCGGACAGUGUCGUCAACAGCACGACCUGCAACGGCCAGACCUAUGUCUACCAGGAGCUUGCUGGGUACGGAUUCGUCGUGUCGGAUGCCGUGGACAAGUUUGGCGACACCUUGGGUGGCCUGGGAAGCGCAAUCUACAUUGACAAGACUUCGUGGAAGAAGUCGUGCAAUGGCACUUACACGGGGACUUUGUGGAGUCUGCCAGAUCGCGGUUGGAAUACGGAGGGAACGUUGAACUUUCAACCUCGAGUCCACAAGUUCACCGUCGCCUUGACACCAGCACCCAAUGCGACCGUGGCGGAUCCUUCGCCCCCAAACUUGAUCUUCUCGUAUGAAGACACCAUACGGUUCUCAGGCCCCGACGGAACACCCUGCACAGGUCUCGAUGCCGACGUCACGGGUCAUCUCUCGUACCCUGGCUUUCCCGACCUGCCGGUUGCCACUUACACUGGCGACGGUUUCGGCGGCGACGGCCCAGGCGGGCAGAGAAUCCCGGUCGACUGCGAGGGCUUGGUCGUCAAUGCUGAUGGCUCAUUCUGGAUCUCUGACGAAUAUGGGCCUUAUAUUUAUUUAUUCGAUGCGACUGGCCAGAUGCUAACAGCCAUACGUCCACCCGACGCCAUUGUGCCUUUUCGCAACGGCACCGAGUCCUUUUCGGCUGCCAGCCCACCUCAUUAUAUCGACGACGGCAAUGGUCCUCUCCCCAACCCAGAGCACCCCGAUACUGGCCGCGAGAACAAUCAUGGCUUUGAAGGCCUCACGGUUUCCGAGAACGGAAAAAGCCUCUGGGUUCUGCUGCAGGCUGCCACGGUGCAAGAAGGUGGCCUGGAGAAACAAACACAAAGAUACACACGCUUUUUGCAAUAUGACAUCUCGGCACCUCUGUCCCCAGUCUACAUCUCAGAGUACAUUGUCCCGCUGCCAUCCUACAUUGACCCAACCGCCAAGGCGUCCAAGAACCCCAAGAUCGCCGCGCAGUCCGAGGUGCACGCCCUGGCCAACGGACAGUUCCUCGUGCUCUCGCGCGACAGCGGCGCCGGCCACGGCCAGGACGAGUCCCAGUCCGUCUACCGCCAGAUUGACGUGUUUGACGUUGCCGGCGCCACCGAUGUCCGGGCCGCCGGGUACGACUGCACCAACUGCUCCGUCGCCGACGCGGAUACCGGCGUCCUCGUCGACGGCGUGGAUACGGCCACGUACUGCGGGUUCCUCGACUUUAAUGUCAAUAGCCAGCUGGGCCGUUUUGGCCUGCACAAUGGUGGGGAUCAGGAUGCUCAGCUCCUGAAUGAAAAAUGGGAAUCUAUUUCAAUCGUUCCUGUCGACCCGCGAAACCCUGAUGACGAGUACUUCGUCUUUAGUUUGAGUGACAAUGAUUUCAUAACACAAAAUGGGUUCUUAAACAAUGGACAGUUUACUUACGCGGAUUCAAGUGGAUAUAAUCUUGACAGCCAGGCGCUGGUGUUCAAGGUCACUAUCCCCAGCUAA